This is a messenger RNA of Paramecium sonneborni, 444 nucleotides long. The record is from the annotation of a GenBank genome assembly. Lineage: Eukaryota; Ciliophora; Oligohymenophorea; Peniculida; Parameciidae.
AUGUCUCAAUCAUUAAUGAUUCAUACUGAAUAACUCUAGUUCUUCUUUAUUAAUCAAGUGAAUAAGCUAGAAACUCUAUUUCAAAAAUGGAUCAAUACCAAAAAUUUAAAUGGAAAUCAUAACCAUUCCUUUUAAUUAGAAUAAUAGGCUAUUCAAAGUUAAACAGCAAGAUAAAUCUCUCAUUUUUAAUAUUUCUUAAAUUAUUUACGUUCAAAGAAAAAUGAUGAUCAUAUUUCCAUUCUAGGUUAGAUAUUCUACUCCUCUUAAAGUACUACUAAUAACACUAAUUAAAGUUAAGCUCUAUUAAUAAAGACAAAUUCUCAAAGAUCAAAAUUAUUAAAAUAAUAAAAAGGUCGUUAAUUUUCAACAAACUCUAAUCUUAUUGAUCAUACAAACAUUUUCAUACCCGUAUCCUACAAAUAAAUAAACAAUUUAAUUAGCUGA